AUGAUGUUGCUGGUUAAUGACCUGACUUUGAAGAUCUCUGCUGUAAAGAGUGCUCAUGGCAUCCCUGCUCUCUGGCUGCAGUUUGUCUGUGUUACUGGAAGCCCGUCUUGGAUGAACUCCUUCAUCAAGUAUGUGGCUGUUGAGCUAGGACUUGGACAUCCAUCAGCUCUUCCAGCCUUGCACCUGCCCCUCUGCACACAUAGACACCUGGUACUACAACACCUGCUUGCUGUAAAUGGUCAGGAGCAAGGUGAGCCCUCAGCAGGUCGAGCUGGGGUGAAUAGGACACAAAAUCUUGCCCUGUUUGAGUCUCCUGGGAUUCCUCCAUUCACAAAUGCAAAUCCUAGUCCUUCAGCUGUCCCCAGAGGGUAUAUGUGGGACAGUCAGGCAGUUAUGGAACUCAAUUUUGUCAAAGGAGACACUGGAGUGUCUGUCCUGUCUGUACAAGGGUAUAGUAGUUACAGGAUGACUACCCUGUGGCACAACACAGUGACAUACUUCAGCACUAAUCUUGACUUGGCAGUGACAGUGAUCCCAGAACAUGGUAUGGGCAUUCCUUCCAUCGCCAUCAUGUUACAUGAACUCAUCAAGCUGCUAAGGUGCUCAAACGUCACCAUCAUCUGCAUUGGCACUUCUGGUGGGAUAGGUCUGGAGCCUGGCUCAGUGCUCAUAACCUGGCAGGCAGUGGGCGCCUGCUUCAAGGCAGAGUUUGAACAGCUUGCCCUGGGGAAGCAGGUGGUUCGGAGUACAGACCUGGAUGAGCAGCUGGUGCAGGAGUUGUUGCAGUGCUCUGUAGACCUGAGCGAAUUCACCACUGUUGUGGGAAACACCGUGUGUACCUCGGACUUCUAUGAAGGCCAUCUGGAUGGUGCACUUUGCUCCUACACAGAGAAGGACAAGCAGGCCUAUCUGCUAGCUGCUCACAAGGUGGGCAUCAGAAACAUUGAGAUGGAAUUUUCAGUCUUUGCUGCCCUGUGA
Messenger RNA from Castor canadensis (American beaver), 978 nucleotides. The record is from RefSeq and is a predicted model, not a curated record. NCBI's taxonomy places the organism in Eukaryota, Metazoa, Chordata, Mammalia, Rodentia, Castoridae.